Messenger RNA from Cylas formicarius (sweet potato weevil), 1897 nucleotides. It is a transcript of the gene eIF3l, whose product is annotated as eukaryotic translation initiation factor 3 subunit L. Gene Ontology annotation, molecular function: protein binding; translation initiation factor activity. Gene Ontology annotation, cellular component: cytoplasm; eukaryotic translation initiation factor 3 complex. The transcript has 4 exons. The record is from RefSeq and is a predicted model, not a curated record. The coding region runs from base 126 to 1748 and encodes 540 amino acids. Gene Ontology annotation, biological process: translational initiation. NCBI's taxonomy places the organism in Eukaryota, Metazoa, Arthropoda, Insecta, Coleoptera, Brentidae.
UGUUUCAUCUUAUUCUAUUCUUAUUGUCAUUCUGUGAUUCCAGUUAUUCUACGCUUUGAGUAUUUCGGAUUUUAGUUCCGCGUGUUUUUGCAGAUUAUUUUAGAAAUUUGUAUUAAAAUUACGAAAUGGAUGAUGAAUACGAACAGGGCUCCGAUUACAACAGUUAUGACGAUGGUGGUGAUUUCAAUUUGGACGAUACCAAUAGAAAUGAAGAGGAAAUUCCAGAGAGUGUAAAAAGCUUUUUGGUAUAUUUUCGGAACAAUGUCAAUGAGGGGUUAGUUUUCGAAUUGCAAGGUCUAUAUGAACAUUCUUGGCCAAAAUUGACGGAAGAUUACUUUGAAAAACGUCCUUGGCCCCAUGAAUUACAAGUGGCCAGUAUUGUGGAUGCAGAUCCCGUUUUCAUGAUCUUAUACAAAGAGCUCUACUUUCGCCACAUUUAUGCCCGAAUGCAACGCGGGCCGACGCUAGAGCAAAGGUUUAACUCGUUCUACAACUAUUGCGAUCUCUUUAACUACAUCCUGAGCGCCGAGGAGCCGGUUCCGCUCGAACUGCCCGACUUGUGGCUCUGGGAACUCAUCGACGAAUUCGUCUAUCAGUUCCAGUCGUUCGCCCAGUACAGGGCGAGGCUGCAGAAAAAAACGGCCAAAGAUUUGAAGCUGCUGAAUUCAAACAAUAAGGUGUGGAACGUGCUCUGCGUUUUGAACGUUUUGCACUCGCUCGUCGAUAAAAGUAACAUUAAGCAACAACUGGAGGUCUAUGCGAGCGGAGGCGACCCGGAUUCAGUCGCCGGAGAGUUCGGGAGGCAUUCGCUGUAUAAGAUGUUGGGCUACUUCAGCCUGGUCGGACUUCUGAGGCUGCACUCAUUGCUGGGCGACUACUAUCAGGCCAUUAAAGUGUUGCAAAACAUCGAGGUACACAAAAAGUCGCAGUAUGCCCACAUCCCAGCUUGUCAAAUCUCCACGUCUUACUACGUCGGUUUCGCUUACAUGAUGAUGAGGCGUUACUCGGACGCGAUUCGCACCUUCUCCGCCAUUUUGCUCUACAUACAAAGGACCAAACAGCUUUUCGCGUCCAAAACAUACCAGCACGAUCAAAUUAAUAAGCAGACCGAUCAGAUGUAUCACUUGCUCGCGAUCUGUUUAGUGUUGCAUCCGCAGUGCAUCGACGAGAGCAUCCAGCACACGUUAAGGGAAAAAUCGUAUCACGAGAAAAUGUACAAAAUGCAAUACGGCGACUUGCAAGAAUUCGAAAAUAGUUUCGUUUACGCGUGUCCAAAAUUUUUAUCUCCCUGUCCCCCGUCGACCGAGCUGGUUCCCGACGAUUAUUCGAAAGAGGCGAUCCGGCAUCAGACCCAGAUGUUUAUGGACGAAGUGCAGCAGCAGAAAAUGCUGCCGACGAUCAGGAGUUACCUGAAACUCUAUACCACGCUGCCGUUGAGCAAGCUCGCCACGUUUAUGGCCCAGAACAAUAGGAAUAACGACGGGAAUUGGGACCUGGAAAAGGAGAUCCAGACAUUGCUCAUCCAUCUGCUUUGUUUUAAGCACAAGAUGAAGAACGUGGUGUGGUUGAAGGGCGCGUCCGGUUUGGAAGGGAAAUUCCAGAGCGGGUCAGAGCUGGAUUUCUAUAUCGACAAUGAUAUGAUUCAUAUAGCUGACACCAAGGUGGCCCACAGAUAUGGAGACUUCUUCAUUAGAAAGAUUUUGAAAUUUGAAGAUUUAAACAGGAAAUUGCACCACAUCAAACUUUAAUUGGUUUCAUAAUUAACAAUAAACAAGUACACCCGAAUAUGAUCAUUUUAAUUAAAUAAACUUUUAAAGUCAAUUUUUGGAAAAAUCGUUUACGUAGAAAAGUUUCCGGAGAUUAAUUUAGGCACGGAAAUUUAAGAUUAUUUGCUUGU